Molecule: messenger RNA, 762 nt
Organism: Striga hermonthica
Lineage: Eukaryota; Viridiplantae; Streptophyta; Magnoliopsida; Lamiales; Orobanchaceae
Source: the annotation of a GenBank genome assembly
AUGGCUUGCACGGGAAGUUCCAAGAAAUCAGGAAGAAACAACAACACACGGAAAAAAAAUACCCGGCUUAUCGAUUUAUAUGAAGAUGUGGCGUCCAUGUAUUCCGUCAUGGAGCGUGCUGAUCGAGUGCUAGCAUGCUUAAAAAGUGAGCUUGAAGUCGAACUCCCGUUUUUCUUGAAGUCUAUGCUCCCCUCAAAUGUCUCUCAUGGAUUCUGGCUACAUCUACCUAAAAAUUUCUGCAGACUUCAUUUGCCCAAUCACGAUACGUCUAUAACUUUGGUGGAUGAGUGGGGGAAUGAAUACAAGACCUCUUAUCUUCUCGAGAGGCAUGGCUUGAGUGCCGGGUGGAGAGGCUUCGCGAUUGCUCAUAGGCUAUUGAAAGGCGACAUACUCAUUUUCCAUUUGACCGAACCUUGCAAAUUGCAGGUGCACAUUGUUAGAGUGCAUGGCUCGGAUGUUGUUAGUGCAGCUCUUUGCCUUAUGGAAUUGGAUGCUUUUAAAAGAGGGGCAAAUGAUGAUCUUGAGAAGAAAGAUAAACGAAAGCGCAAAAGAACAACAAAGUACGUGGAGCCUUUCUUGCCUAAUCUCUCCACAUCACCGUUGGAGAAUGUCAAAGGAAAAAACGUGCUCGAUCAAUAUGGGAGAGACACCGAUGGUUUUAGCUCCAAAUUUGUAGAUUCUGAAAUUGCGGUUAAGAAAGCCAUUCGCUAUCACGAGCCGUCGUUUUUGCACGAUCCUUGUGAGGGCGUCGUUUGUAGGUAG